Molecule: messenger RNA, 4857 nt
Organism: Trichechus manatus latirostris (Florida manatee)
Lineage: Eukaryota; Metazoa; Chordata; Mammalia; Sirenia; Trichechidae
Gene: ATXN1L
Product: ataxin 1 like
Exons: 2
Coding region: 1920-3989 (689 amino acids)
Biological process (GO): regulation of DNA-templated transcription; anatomical structure development
Cellular component (GO): nucleus
Molecular function (GO): protein binding; RNA binding
Source: RefSeq, a predicted model, not a curated record
GCCCCAGCGGCUGCGUCCCUGCGGGCCAGGUGUCCGAGUCCGCGGGGCGGGAAGGGGCCCCCAAACAAGGAAGCGUCGCCUGCGGGGCCUCGCCCCUGCUCUUCUCUGCUUGAAGGGUCAACCCCCACUCUCUAAACUCAGAAUUCCUAAUUUUAGGUUCUACCCUUGUUAGAGUUGAGAUGGCAGGUUCACAGGGAGCCAUAACCGUAGUCUCUUCCAAGCCUGCCCCUGUCUUUUGGGUGUACCCCUCGCCCUCCAUGAAUUCGGAUCUCCAGCUGGGUUCAGUCUAUUGAUUCCUACCCCAGCAUGAUGGGGAGCUUCGUUCCGGGCUCUGUUGGCAGCUGCCCAGAACGGUCUCCAGCCCAGUUAGCUUAGUUUGGGUCACAAGCUGCGUCUUCUGCAGGAGAAAUCCUGAUUGAGCCGUUCCAGAAGCCGAGGUUUUAUCUUCCGAAGUGUAUUUUGCGUUGUGGGAACCCGGCGCACAAGCUUGCCUCUUUGUUGUUAUUCCCGCAGACCUUUUACCUCUUUCAGUCAUUUUAUUAGCCUGUGUUUGCUAACCCCUCAGGGGCCUGGAGACAGGUUUUCUUUAAUAUUUUGGUUGCAAGGGAGGAGGAUCAUUCUGGAAUUGAAGAUGUGAAUCUAAUUUCUGUUAGGAGUGGGGGAGAAAGCUGACUGCUUUUCAGUUACUGGAACUGCUGGAAGAGAAAGGGAUGCAUAACUUGUUCCCACUGUGUAAGUUGUGUUUCUGAAACUAGGAAUUUGUCUUUCCCCUUGUUUUCCUAUCUCUUCACCUUUUGAGUUCUUCCUCAUCUUGCCUGCCUUAAGAGAGAAAUGUUCACAGAAGGUUCCAGGCCUGUAUAACAUGCCUUCAGUUUGGAUUGAGACUUGCCGGUCUAGUCCUGUCUAGGACUUGGACCGGGCAGUUGAGAGUUUCUCAGAGUACUCAUCAGUACUGCUUUCCCUGUCUUCAGAUGUUAAGGCUCCUGUUCUGUGCUUGACAUCUCUGGCGUGUGUAGAUGGAGAUGUUGAUAGGUUAGUGGGUGUUUUUUUUUUUGGACCAUUGUUAGCUACUUGAAGACCAGGGUGAUAUUUUCAUUUUCUGUCACACCUGAUUCAGCAGUUGGUACAAAGUUGUCACUCAGAAAAUUUUACACACACACAUACACAUAUACUGGAGGCAAUUUUUUUACCCUGAAAUUCUGUUAAUAAGGCUUCCCUUUGAGUGACUCCCCCUUGACCUCUUUUUCUGCCCCAGAAACAUAAAAUAAUUCUUUUUCCUCCUAGUGCUGUUCUUCUCGUUUACGACCUCCGCGUCUGUGUUUUCAUGGCGCUGAAGUAAGGGCAAAGUCCAUGAAGUUGAUUUUUUUCUUGCUUCUAAUGUUGAGUCUCUUCCAUUUAUUUGUAGAUUUAACUGAAAUUGGGAUUGGAGGUAAAUUUCACCUUGGGGAAUUGGCAUGGGAAGAGAAUGAAGAGUAUGUUGUUAAGGAAAAAGUGAAGUUUGACACAUGGAAAUUUUUUUCCAGGAAUGUCUUCUUACAAAUUAGCACUUAAGAAAUGGCUUUUUUUCUAUUUAACUGCCUGGGAACUCUGGAUGCUGUUACCUCUGGAGAAGAAGUCCAGGCAAGGACUUGUUGCAGACUUUAAUGUCUUUGGAAUUUACCUUUCAUGAUGACCUUGGGGAGGGUCAGAGGUCAGGCUCCUGCUUAUUUUAUCCGUAUUUCUGUCGUCUAGGCUCUCAAACCAGCCGGGAGGAGACUGCUUCUUACUACAGCUGCUCAGAAGCACCACUGGAAGCUCAGCAGAUGUGGGCACCCCAGCCAGCAACAGAAAGGGGUGCAGGGAAGCCACAGAGAAGCCCCUUCUGAUGCCUCAAGGAGCAAGCCGACCCCUUCCAGGCUCUAGGAACACCACAAAGCAAUAUGAAACCUGUUCAUGAGAGGAGUCAGGAAUGCCUUCCACCAAAGAAACGAGACCUCCCCGUGACCAGCGAGGAUAUGGGGAGAACUACCAGCUGCUCAACUAACCACAUACCCUCCAGUGAUGCCUCUGAAUGGUCCCGAGGGGUUGUGGUGGCCGGGCAGAGCCAGGCAGCAGCCAGAGUUGGCUUGGGGGGUGAUGGAGCUGAGGCCAUCACUGGUCUGACAGUAGACCAGUAUGGCAUGCUGUAUAAGGUAGCUAUGCCACCUGCCACCUUCUCACCAACUGGCCUCCCAUCUGUGGUGAAUAUGAGCCCCUUGCCCCCCACAUUUAAUGUAGCGUCUUCACUGAUUCAGCAUCCAGGAAUCCACUAUCCCCCAAUCCACUAUGCUCAGCUCCCAUCCACUUCUCUGCAGUUUAUCGGGUCUCCAUAUAGCCUUCCCUAUGCCAUGCCACCUAAUUUCCUACCGAGUCCCCUCCUUUCUCCUUCUGCCAACCUUGCCACCACUCACCUUCCUCACUUUGUGCCAUAUGCCUCACUCCUGGCAGAAGGAGCCACCCCUCCCCCACAGGCUUCAUCCCCAGCCCACUCGUUCAACAAAGCCCCCUCUGCUGCCUCCCCACCUGGGCAGUUGCCACAUCACUCGAGUACUCAGCCACUGGACCUCGCUACAGGCCGGAUGCCCAUUUAUUACCAGAUGUCCAGGCUGCCUGCUGGGUAUACCUUGCAUGAAACCCCUCCAGCAGGUGCUAGCCCAGUUCUGACCCCUCAGGAGGGCCAGUCUGCUCUGGAAGCAGCCGCUGCCAAUGGAGGACAGAGACAGCGAGAGCAAAAUUUAGCAAGACGGGAAAGUGAAGCCCUUGACUCCACCAACAGCAAGGGUGAAGGCCAGGGACUGGUGCCUGUGGUGGAAUGUGUGGUGGAUGGACAGUUGUUUUCAGGUUCUCAGACUCCACGGGUAGAGGUGAUGGUGCCGGCACACCGGGGGACUCCGGAUACUGACCUCGAGGUCCAGCGGGUGGUUGGCGCUUUAGCUUCUCAGGACUAUCGUGCGGUGGCAGCUCAGAGGAAGGAUGAACCCAGCCCCCUCAACCUGUCCCAUCAUACCCCUGACCAUCAGGGUGAGGGGCGAGGGUCAGCCAAGAACCCAGCAGAGAUGGUAGAGAAAAAUCAGGCCCGAGGCUUCUACGUUCAAUCCCAUCAGGAGCUGGUGAAACAUAGACCUUUACCCAAAGCAAUGGUUGUAGCCAAUGGCAACCUGGUGUCCACUGGAACUGACCCAGGCCUGCUGCCUAUGGCCUCGGAGAUCCUGGUGGCAUCAAGUGUGGACAUGCAGGCGAGAGCCACCUUCCCAGACAAGGAGCCAACGCCACCCCCCAUUACCUCCUCCCACUUGCCUUCCCACUUCAUGAAAGGCGCCAUCAUCCAGCUGGCCACGGGGGAGCUAAAGCGGGUGGAGGACCUCCAGACCCAGGAUUUUGUGCGCAGUGCCGAAGUGAGUGGGGGGCUGAAGAUUGACUCUAGCACAGUUGUGGACAUUCAGGAGAGCCAGUGGCCUGGAUUUGUCAUGCUGCAUUUCGUGGUUGGGGAGCAGCAGAGCAAAGUGAGCAUCGAGGUGCCCCCCGAACACCCCUUCUUUGUGUAUGGCCAGGGUUGGUCCUCCUGCAGCCCUGGGCGGACUGCACAGCUCUUCUCUCUGCCCUGCCAUCGGCUACAGGUGGGAGAUGUCUGCAUCUCUAUCAGUUUACAGAGCUUGAACAGUAACUCAGUUUCUCAGGCCAGCUGUGCUCCCCCAGGCCAGCUGGGUCCCCCCCGAGAAAGGCCUGAGAGGACAGUGUUGGGACCCAGAGAGCUAUGUGACAGUGAGGGGAAGAGCCAGCCGUCAGGAGAGGGUUCCUGUAUGGUAGAGCCCACCCAGCCUGAGCCUGGUGCUCAGGCGUGCUGGCCAGCCCCAAGCUUCCAAAGAUACAGCAUGCAAGGGGAGGAGGCACGGGCCACCCUGCUUCGUCCCUCUUUCAUUCCACAGGAGGUGAAGCUGUCCAUUGAAGGGCGUUCCAAUGCAGGAAAGUGAACCUGUUUCCCAGACCAGGACUGGGGCUUUUCCCCAGAGCUGAGCCUCACCGUGAGCAGGCAGAGGAUUUGCACACUCCGAGCAGGGAAUGGCUCUCUUGGCAGUGAGAUUUGGGGGUAGAGGAGGAGUGAAGGCAGCCUCCCAAGGCAGGGCCUGCUGCUCAUUACCCCAUGGCAUCCUUUCAGGACAGCCCCAGAGGGUACCGUGAUGGGGAGCAGCAGGCCUGGACCAAGGAAAGAAGGGGGUGUGCAGGAUAAGAAACAUUCCAAAUAUCAGGGCCUCCUCCUUUUCCUCCCCAUCCCUAGCUCCUGCAAGGGGAAAAUCCAGGCUUUGGGAGCAGGUGGCAGAGGGAGGGAGCGAAGAAAGAGCCAAAAAUGAUCCACAGCUUACAGUAGCAGUUAAACUGUCCGAAGUUUUUUUCCUUUCUUUUUUGUGGUGGGAGGGCGGGAGGCCCCACAGUUGGAAGUAGGGGGGUUCCCACCCAGAACCCUUCUUUUGAGAGAUGUGCACUUUAAAGAGUAAUUUUGUUACAGAUGUCUAUGGCUGGGUUUGUGGGCAAGGAGCACUCUUCUCUUCAGGACUCUGCUUGAUCCUCUGCUUCAGCCCCUCCCCAUCUCUCACCAUUCCUCCCACAAGGCAUCUAGCAACUUGGGGGUCAGGGGAGAGAUAAGCCCCUGCAGGGUUUAGAAUGAAGUCUUGCCUUGUUGCGGACCCCAUCGGGGAGCUUUGGGAGAAAGACCUGAUGGUUAGGCUGACCGGUUCUAGGCAGGGCCUCUGGGAAGGUAGCUGACCUAACAAAGGUCCUACUCGGCAUGCCUGACUUGCUUCAAAAUUUCACUGACUCUAGUUGAUAAUGGUGACUUUUGAA